GGCGGGUGGGGCAUAAUGUAUUCCAGGGGAAACCAGCAAACACGAUAAAAAAUUGAAGCCUCCUUUGGUAAUAUUGGGCGAUAAAGCCAGUGGAGGUGUGUGGGGAGGCCUGGAGAAACAAGAUGGCGGCUUGACUGAUGAGGCUGGAAAUAUGGGGACGGGGGGGUGCGACUGUCGGACUGCUUGGACCCCUGCCCACCCCAAUCACACGGCUGUUAGGACCAUCAGAGUGCGGCUCCUGGGAGUCAUCUGUGAGGCGACGGAGCAGGAAAUGAGCUUGCCUGGCGGUGGUCGUGCUUGACGAGGCCUCGCCGGCGGCCACUCACUGUCUGUGUGGGGGGGGGGAGAUGGCUGCAUGAGGUCACGGCCCGCUGCACCUGACUUCCUUCCCCCUCACCGCCACCAACGCCGCCUCCUCUUCUCACGAAGUCACCUGUCUAAAAGUUGCGAUGCCACCGGGCUUCCUUCAAAAAUGAAAGCAGUGCCUCAAGCUGCUGCGCUCUGCCCUGCCGUGCUCAUCUUUCUUCAUGUGCAAGGUGCAACGCGGGGGCGGGGUCAUCCCAUGAGCGCAUCUUGUCCGUGCAAAUGCCUCUCUAAAGCCUUCUUCCCCCAGUCGUCAAAGGAGAUCGCUCCUCACAAUGUUUCCAAAGUCUGGGAAAUCAAUAGUCUUUGACAACUUUCCCGAUCCCACCGACACCUGGGAGAUCAUCGAGACGAUCGGGAAGGGGACCUACGGAAAAGUCUACAAGGUGCUCAACAAAGCGGACGGCAGUAAAGCAGCAGUGAAGAUACUGGAUCCUAUUCAUGACAUCGACGAGGAGAUUGAGGCAGAGUACAAUAUCCUCAAGGCUCUCUCGGACCACUCCAAUGUCGUCAAGUUCUACGGGAUGUUCUACAAGAAGGAUGUCAAAUGUGGAGAUCAGUUGUGGCUGGUGCUGGAGCUCUGCAAUGGCGGCUCUGUGACGGACCUGGCCAAAGGCAUGUUGAAGAGGGGGGAGCGGAUGGAUGAAGCCAUAAUUGCCUUCAUCCUCCAUCAAGCCCUCAUGGGUCUCCAGCACCUGCACGUCAACAACACCAUCCACCGGGAUGUCAAGGGGAACAACAUCCUGCUGACCACGCAUGGCGGCAUCAAACUGGUGGACUUUGGUGUUUCGGCCCAGCUGACAAACACCCGCUUGAGGAGGAACACCUCGGUGGGAACGCCCUUCUGGAUGGCGCCAGAGGUGAUUGCAUGUGAGCAGCAGCUGGACUCUACCUAUGACGCCCGCUGCGACGUCUGGUCCCUGGGCAUCACCGCCAUUGAGCUGGGCGAUGGAGACCCGCCCCUCUCAGAGCUCCAUCCAAUGAGAGCCCUUUUCAAAAUACCCAGAAACCCUCCACCUACACUCCAGCAGCCGGAGUUGUGGUCUGACGACUUCAACAACUUCAUCUGCAAGUGUCUCAUCAAGGAUUUUGAGCUGAGACCAAACGUGUUGGACCUCCUCCAGCACAUCUUCAUCAGGCAGACGGUCGGCAGAGAGAAAGUGUUGCAGAAACAACUGAUUGAACUCAUUGAUCUCAACCAGCAAAUAGGAGUCAUUGAAAAGACGAGCCAUCACGGAAAAACAGACAGAAGCCGAGACAGUAAUGACAGGCAUGAGCGCAUCCACACCAAAAAAGGAAACAAUGCAAAGACUGAACCCGAUGAAGGGGAUGACCUCGCUGCCCUGGAAGUUCUGGACGAGGACUCGGUCACUGAGCAGCUGCAGGAUCGCUAUGGCCGGGAUCAGAUCUACACCUAUGUGGGCGACAUCCUCAUUGCGGUCAAUCCUUUCCAUCAAAUGCAGAUCUACGCACCUCCGUACAGCAAAAUGUACGUGGGAGCAAAGCGGACGGCCAACCCCCCUCACAUCUUCGCCGUGGCCGACAUCGCCUACCAAUCCAUGGUAUCGUACCACUCCGAUCAGUGCAUCGUGAUCAGCGGUGAGAGUGGGGCAGGGAAAACGGAAAGUGCUCACCUGUUGGUGCAGCAGCUCACUGUUUUGGGGAAGGCCAACAAUCAGUCCCUCCAGGAGAAGAUUCUGCUGGUCAACAGCCUAGUCGAAGCCUUUGGGAACGCCUGUACCGCCAUCAAUGACAACUCCAGUCGCUUUGGCAAGUACUUGGAGAUGAAGUUCGCCGCUGGAGGAACGGUAGUGGGCGCCAAGAUAUCGGAGUACCUGCUGGAGAAAUCCAGGGUCAUCCACCAGGCGGCAGGGGAGAAGAACUUCCACAUCUUCUACUACAUCUAUGCAGGCCUGGCUGACAGGAAGAAGCUCGCCCAUUACAAGCUCUCUGACAGCAAAACUCCAAAGUAUCUGUGUAACGACCACAUUAAGCUGGGGCCUGACAUAGUGAGCAACACCUCCUACAAGGAGCAGUUUGACGCAGUGGAGCAGUGUUUCAAAGUCAUCGGAUUCUCCCUGGAGGAGCUGGGCAGUGUUUACAGUACGCUGGCUGCCAUCCUCAACUCGGGUGAUAUCGAGUUUUCUGCGGUGGCCUCCGAACACCAAACAGACAAGAGCAACAUUACCAACAUGACCAUCCUGGAAAACGUGGCGUCCUUGCUGUGCAUCCGCUCCGAUGAGCUCCAGGAAGCCUUGACCUCCCACUGCGUGGUGGCCCGGGGCGAGACCAUUGUAAGGCCAAACACGGUGGAGAAGGCAGCAGAGGUGAGGGACGCCAUGAGCAAGGCUCUCUAUGGCCGCCUCUUCAGCUGGAUCGUCAACCACAUCAACAUGCUGCUGCGGCCCGACAGCCACCUCGGAGAGGAUGACAGGGGCUUAAACAUCGGCAUCCUGGACAUCUUUGGCUUCGAGAACUUCAAGAGGAACUCCUUCGAGCAGCUCUGCAUCAACAUCGCCAACGAACAGAUCCAGUUUUACUUCAACCAGCACGUAUUCGCCUGGGAGCAGGACGAGUACCUCAACGAAGAGGUGGAUGCUCGCAUGAUCGAGUACGAGGACAACCGGCCCCUGUUGGACCUCUUUCUGCAGAAGCCCAUGGGCAUGCUGUCCCUGCUAGAUGAGGAAAGUCGCUUCCCGCAGGCCACCGAUCAGACCCUCGUAGAGAAAUUUGAAGACAACCUGAAGGCCAAAAGCUUUUGGAGGCCAAAGAGGAUUGACCUUGGAUUUGGUAUUCACCACUAUGCUGGAAAGGUGAUCUACAGUGCUGGGGGCUUCCUGGCCAAGAAUCGAGAUACUCUACCGGCUGACAUCGUCCUCCUGCUCAGGUCGUCGGAGAAUGAGCUGGUUCGCAAACUUGUCACACAUCCUCUCACCAAAACAGGCAACCUUGCCCACACUAAAGGCAAAGGCAUCAACACACUAUGCACCCCGCGGACCCCCACACGCACCAUCACCUUUGCCAAGAUGGGAGUGCUUACCUUAUACAGUUCCUUUAAUUUCACUGAGCCGGUUGACCCCGACAUGCCUUACCAUCCUCGAGAAACCACCAACAUGAGGACACAGACGGUGGCAUCCUACUUCAGAUACUCCCUGAUGGAUCUAUUGUCCAAGAUGGUGGCGGGACAGCCCCACUUUGUGCGCUGUAUAAAACCCAAUAAUGACAGACAAGCCCACAAGUUUGACCGGGAGAAGGUUCUGGUUCAGCUGCGAUACACUGGCAUUCUGGAGACGGCCAAGAUCCGCCGGCAGGGCUACUCUCACCGCAUCCUCUUUGCAAAUUUCCUGAAGAGGUAUCACAUCUUGGCUUUCCAUGCUGACGAGGAGCCAGCUGUGACUCCAGAGACAUGCACAAAGAUAUUGGAGAAGGCUAAUCUGGAGAACUGGGCCAUGGGGAAAACAAAGGUUUUCCUCAAGUAUUACCACAUAGAAUACCUGAAUCUGAUGGUGCAGCAGGCAACGCAGCGCAUUGUUCUGCUGCAGGCUUGCGUCCGAGGCUGGCUGGGCUGCAAACGCUACCGCCGGAUGUUGAAGGAGCGAGAGCAAGGUGCUCUGGUGCUGCAGUCAGCGUACAGAGGUUAUAAAGCUCGAAAGAGGGCCUCUGGGGAAAAGAAAAAAGUGAAGCUGCAAGCCUUCAUUCUCCAGUUUCAAUCCGUCUGCAGGGGCUAUCUCGCCAAAAAGAAGUACAAGGAGAUGGUGGAGGAGAAGCACAAAGCAGCAACAAAGAUUCAGGCACACUACCGGGGGCACAAAGAAAGGAAAAGUUUCAAAAGGAAACUAGAAGCUAAAGAGAAAGCAGAAAAUGCAGUGAAAUAUCAGAAUCCACCUCAAUCGGAGAACAUCUCUCAGGAUGUUUUUCCUGCUUCCAAUGAAGAGGAAGAAUCCAAGGCUGCUGUUGUCCUGCAGAGCAACUUCCGAGGCUACCAGGAGAGGAAGAAGUUUAAGGAGAGGAAGAAGACAAUGGCUGGAGCUGAGCUGGAGGUGCCAUUAAUCUUGUUACAACCUCAAUGUGGACAAGGGCUCGUAAGCAAAGAAGAUGAAGAGGGGGGAAAGAGUGCAGAGGAUGAGGAUGAAGACAGCACAUACGAAGCCGAGGAGAACGAAGACAGCGACCACACGCAGGUGCCGGAGGAUGACGAGACUAUAGAAGUGGCAGACGAGACGGAGGUUGAACUGGCUGGAGGAGCCACGCCUGAAGACUCAGGGGUGUUGGAGAACGGAGAUGCCAUGAGCUCGCAGGAGGAGACCAAAGCCGCUGUGGUGCUUCAGAGUAACUUCAGAGGGCACAAGGAGAGGAAGAGGCUUCAGGAGGAAGGCAAGAUCCAAGCAAAAGCAGGUCAGCAGAAAGGUGAGGAAGGAGACUUAGAGGAGACUAAAGCAGCUGUGGUGCUUCAGAGUCACUUCAGAGGUCACAAGGAGAGGAAGAGGCUUCAGGAUGAAGGCAAGGUCCAAGCCACAGCAGUUCAGCAGGAAGCUUCAGAUGAGGAAGGAGACUCGGAGGAGACCAAAGCAGCUGUGGUGCUUCAGCGUAGCUUCAGAGGCUACAAGGAUCGCAAACGACUUGAGGAGGAAGGAAAAAUCCCUGGCAGGAUGGCGAAAGAAGUCAAUGAUGAUGCAACAAACAAGAACCUAGAAGCAAAUGAGGAAGCCUUAACUCCAAACGACAUCGAGCUAGAAGUGGCAGAAGACACUGUGGAUGUCUCUGAUGUUGUGUUGGAACAUAAAGCUGAUGCCGAAAAAGAGAGACGGCGUGAGGAAGAAGAGGCUGCAGUGAAGAUCCAGAGCAACUUUCGAGGCUACAAAGAACGUGAGAAGCUGAAGGCCUGCAAGCAAAUGGCGCAGGAUGAAGCCGAGCAACUGGAGAGCUUCUCCAAACAGAUUGCAAAGACUUCUCAGAACUUUGUGGCCCUGCAGCAAAAGUUAACCGAGAUUAUUCAGGCCCAUCAAUCAAACCCAGAUAGGAACGGCAUGUUUGUGAAAGGAAAGACAAUCAACGGCUUUGCUCCUCAAAUACACAAAUCACCCGACAAGAGACUGUCGAGGCCCCCCCGUCGGACCCUGCAGCCAAAGACCCUCAACACACCGGAGGACUGCACCUACUACACGCUGAUUCAUCGCUCCGUCCAGGAUGACAAACGCAAGCCCAGGAAAGAAGAUCCAGGUAAGCUGCUGGACGUGGACGAGCAGUACUACCAGGCCUUGCCCACCAGCAGAUCCACUCCCGCCAUUUCCACCGAGGAGCCAUCAUCCAGCGGCGUCCAGAGGCGCUGGUCCAUGGAAAGGACACCUUCUGUGGAGGCUCAACCAGAACCUGCUGCGGGCAAAGAGUCCAACCAGCCAAAAGCCACCGAGCCUGAAUCCAAACCUGCCAAAGACACCAGGCACUCCGUUCCCAGAGUUCCCUCUGCAGAUAGUCGCUCCGAGGACAACCCGUACGACUUCAGGCACCUGCUGAGGAAGACCUCCCAGAGACGGAGGCUCAUCAGGCAGUACCGAGCACAAGACUGACCUUUUUAGGCACAUUAUGGUGACCAGUAACAUCAUUGACUGCUCACAGCUUUGGCCCGUAAUGUUUAUACUGCACUUAAACACAACAUUUUAGAGAGGCUGAACAUACUUUAGAAUAAUAUACAGCUUUCUGUAAAUAACACAUGCAAUUUAGUCAUUUUACUUUUAAAAAUAUAUAUUUUUUGGUGCACCAGAUAUUGUUUGUCAGGUUGUUGAUAUGCUUUUAAGCUCCAGACAGCGUUUUCUUAACAUCACACCUUUUGAGACGCUUGCUGUGUUUACCUUCUGGCAUCAUUGCUACAUUUGAACAUAACACAUCACAAAUCUACACAAAAAAAAACAAAUUAUACUCAUUCAAGACUAACAUGGUGUACAUUCAACUGUGAAGAUACUGCCUUUUUAAAUGUAUGUUUGGCAAUAUGUGAAUAUUGAAUAGCGAAAGGAGGAAAAAUGAAUGGGGCCCUAGCUGUAUGCCUUGGGGUGCUCCGCAUGCUUGCAUUAAUAAAAGAUAAAACACCAAAGUAAAAAUGGUGGCUAUGUGGCUGCAGUUUUAAACCGGUGUUGUGUUAUAUCGCGAUGGUGG
This is a messenger RNA of Dunckerocampus dactyliophorus (ringed pipefish), 6513 nucleotides long. RefSeq names its product myosin IIIA (gene myo3a). Gene Ontology annotation, molecular function: protein binding; cytoskeletal motor activity; ATP binding. Gene Ontology annotation, cellular component: myosin complex. The transcript is spliced from 40 exons. The coding region runs from base 639 to 5930 and encodes 1763 amino acids. The record is from RefSeq and is a predicted model, not a curated record. Lineage: Eukaryota; Metazoa; Chordata; Actinopteri; Syngnathiformes; Syngnathidae. Gene Ontology annotation, biological process: protein phosphorylation.